UCAGGUAGAUUUUUGUCAUGAUUCCUGUCAUUUUGAACGAAUGUAGAAUUAUCAAAAUUUUAGAUUAAGUACUAUGUUUUAUACCGUUUAGUGAUGGAAGAAUUAGUUGGGCAUAUACCGUUGUCUUUGGGUGCCAUACUGUUAAGAACCCUUGUCGAGUCCUACACUGGAAACUUGUUUCAGCCCUCGCAGUCGUCGUCGAUAAUCGGUUUAACUGCCGAAUUAGUACCUAAGGCGGCCACCGCGGUGUUGGUGUCUGGGGCGGCCGUAUGCGGUCUAUACAAACAAUUACGUAAAGGUACCCUGGUGAACGUGGGACUCGGCAAAAAGGUCUCUGGAAUGGUAAAGAACGCAAGAAAUUUGAUACAGCGACGUGAACGAAAUGGUGAUUCCUGGUUGCUUCGUAACAUCAACGGUUCCAGAAGGAACUGCAUGGAGGCCUUGGUAAAACUAAGCGAUCAGACUGAAGGGCGUCACCAAUUAUCAGUUCCAGCUCAACAAUCACCAAUAGGACAGUCGAAUAGUUCGCCAGCGUUCGGUCAACCGCAAUUUACUAACACUAGGGCCACGCAAGGUUCUAAGGAGGUACCGGUGGAAAAUCUUUAUAGUAACAACUUCUUUGGAAGCACCAACUAUUCCUCUCAAGAGAUCCGGAUGGCUAACCACUCUAGAGCGCCGAGUAAACGAAGGAAAUCGGUAAGUCGGAUGCCAAGUUUCCAGAGACCGAUCACGAGAAAUUAUCGGAAAGUGGUGAAAGCAGAUGAAGAACCAGAAAUAAGACCUCCGUCGGCACGGAAAAAGAGGUCAGAUCCGACCGACGACAUCAAAUCAAAGACCAGCAUCAACCAGUGUGAAAGCGAAGGAGCCUCAAAGCGAUCGCUACAUCGACUCAGAGACUUAUCAAGCACAAACAGACAGCAGAGGAGACGCGGCAAAAUUCAAAAAAUCACCCGUAAAACGAGAAGCGGCAAGAUUUACGUCUAUAGGAUAUGAGGGCCCUUUAAGAGAUUAAAACAAAUUUUAAAACAA
This is a messenger RNA of Anthonomus grandis grandis, 1029 nucleotides long. RefSeq lists its product as uncharacterized. The record is from RefSeq and is a predicted model, not a curated record. NCBI's taxonomy places the organism in Eukaryota, Metazoa, Arthropoda, Insecta, Coleoptera, Curculionidae. The transcript is spliced from 5 exons. The coding region runs from base 94 to 993 and encodes 299 amino acids.